AUGGAUGUGAGAUUUUAUCCUGUACCCCCUUCCAGCGUGGGCUCCUGCACGUUACCCCCGGACUCCAGUCUCGCCUCUCUGGACUAUUACCACUGCAACAAGAACAGAUACAGUGUAGGAGAUCGUGCUAGACUCUACAACGUUUUGCCCGUGAGGCCCAACCCUGACGGGAAAAGACUGCCCUCCACGGGGUUUGAUGGUGAAAACAUGUACAUGAAUGAAAACAACCAAGAGUUUCUUUCCCCAAGUCAGCAGAACUACUCUGGGCAAGGAGGGGGCAGUGGAAACGGAGGAGGUGGGGGCGACGAGGACUAUGAGAUUCCUCCUAUUACUCCACCGAACCACCCAGAGCCACCCCUGCUUCAUCUGAUGGACCCAGAGUCCAGCUACUUGUGUCACUCACUGCCCCAUAACAGCCUGAUUAAUCCGUACUCGUACCCCGAGCUGCCAGCCCUCAUGAUGUCCAACAUGCUAGCGCAGGACGGUCACCUGCUCUCAGGCCAGAUGCCUUCGAUGCAGGCUCUGGCCGGGUCAGACAGCGGGCACUACCCCCAUACCCACCAUGCCCCCAAGCUAAACACUUCUCCUACGAUACUGCCCCAUCCCAUGAGCGCUCUGUCCCAGCUCAGCUCUCGGAUUGGCCGAGGUUCCUUUACCUACGCUUCCCCUUCAUCUGCGGGAAGUCAGUCGGCCACGCCCUCUCCUUCAAACUCCGCCCAGGAAGAGGAGGCAGAAUACCACACAAAGAUCACGGGUGAAAAGAGACCCUCGUCAGACAUGAUGAAGCCCAAGCCUAAGCCCCAGAAGAAGAAAAAGAAGAAGGACCCCAACGAGCCUCAGAAGCCUGUCUCGGCUUAUGCCCUCUUCUUCCGGGACACUCAGGCGGCCAUCAAGGGCCAGAACCCCAAUGCCACUUUCGGAGAUGUGUCCAAAAUUGUGGCCUCCAUGUGGGACAGUCUAGGAGAGGAGCAGAAACAGGGGUAUAAGAGAAAAACAGAAGCAGCAAAGAAGGAGUACCUGAAGGCCCUGGCAGCGUACCGAGCCAGCCUGGUUUCCAAGACCUACAACGACCCAGUGGAGAGUAAAAGUGUCCAGUCCAGUCAGCCCUCAUCCCACAUGAUGCCCCCUAACCCCUCGCUGUACAGUGUGCCCCCUCAGCCCUCCUCUCCUUACUUGGGCCCCAGCCCUUUCCCUCUGUCUGACCUACAGAGUUACGCGGCGGCCGGAGCGCCUCGGCAUGCGCUGCCUCGCUCUGCCAUGCUGCCCGCGCUCAGUGCCUCCCCUCCGGCUUCGUUUCAAAUCAGCCCUCCUCUCCACCAGCAGCUCUCUCUGCACCAGGGCUCGCUCCUCAACCAGCCAAUCCGCAUGCAGCAGGUUCAGUCCCAGCCAAUCAUUUCUCACCAGAUGGGCCUCCAGGCCUCCAUCCACUCCCCGGCUCCAGGCCAGCAGGGCUUUUCUCACUUACAGUCAGAGUAUCAGAAGACUGUGGGAGGCUCUCAGUCUCCUGGAGCUCCGAACCAAGUGGGACAGAACCCUGAAUGGGACAGUGAGUACUGUAAUCGGGAGUGUGGAGGAAACCACUGCAGUGGCAGCAUGAUAGGCAGGGACAAGCAACUCUACCUCACUUGAAGUGAAUGGAGAAGAAACAAAAAGAGAUGACAACACCAGGGAGUAUCCUACACCUCUCCACCCUUUCCCCCUCCGUCACCUUCUGUUUUUUUCCUCAGUGUAAUUUUUCAUUGGUUUUUAGAAGGAUGUGUACGCGUGUUCUGAAGACUACUAGUGAUCCUCUCAUUUUUUGCCAAGCACUUAAAAUGUAUAGGCCUCCCACUGGAGACUAUUCAGAGCACUCAUACUUUCUCUGAAUUAAAAAAAAAAAAGACAAAAAGAUAUAAUAAAGGAAAAAAACAAACAAACAAACUACCGAAAAACUGGCCUUCGGGGCGAAUGAGCUUUAACUAAAAUAGAGGAAAACAUUCCUCUUCUUCUCCUCUUUCAUGCUCUCAUUUUAGGUUUUUAUUUAUUUCUUGCUUGCUACGAUGCUUUUUGCCAAUAACAGGUCCUGUACUGUAGAGAAAUACUUAUAAUGACGUCAUCGAUGAGCGACAAGUUACUGUAGGUCCACCUGAUGCUCUGUGAAUUUUGAGAGAUAUUAGUAAAAAAAAAAGUAAAAAAGUAACACGUGAAUAGAUAAAUACAUUUAACAACUUCUUUUUGUAAUUUUAAAGACCUGCUGGGGUCUUUAAUGAUCUGUCACAGUGUGAUUGUAAAUAUCACUUUUUUGGGGGAUCAAAUUGGGAAAAUGAAGUCCAGAUAUUUUUUCUUCUUUAAUAUGACUUAUAAUUCAUUGAUUUGUAUUUUAAAUGGUAUUAUGUGAGUGUGUGCUGGUAUGUGACUGGAUGAGUGCGUGUGUGUGUGUGCGUGUGUGUUGAAAAUUUGACUAGCAUGUGCAGGUGAUAUCACACAAACACAAUCUCACAUUAGACCUGUACUCACUGGUGGAUUUGUAGAUAAAGAUAUGGCAGGUCUCUUUAUUAGAGGGACGCUGGUUGUAGCUCUGGCCGUGUAAACGAACUAGGAACAGGAACAUGACAGCCUGAUUCUCCGUGUUUUAAGAUUUUCCGAACAGGCUUGUUCUGAGAACCAAAUUCGUGUAGGAUUUCGAUUGGCUUUAUUUAUUAUCUCAGGUUGUACAUUUCAGUUGGAUGAAAAUGGGGGUCAGGUUUUACAGGAAUUGAAGCAGCAGAAUGAAAAUAAAAGAUAAGAUCUGCACUUAAAUUGUUGUGUUUGCUUGGUCAGACUGAUGAUUCCAUAGCAGUGCAGUGCAGUGAACUGAAAUGUGCUAUGUGUGAGAUAUUACAGCACACAUUCAAACUACAGUGGGUCUAUAGUUUUCUAGUAGCUUUGCUAGGUGUUAUAUUGUGUUGAUCUCAUUCUUAAGUUUUGUGAAUAAAAAAAAAAAAAAUACAUUUGAUCAUUUAUUCAAGCCAUUUCUUUUUUUCUGUAGCAUAUUUUGGUUGGUAAAAGAGAACCUUUAAGACAUUUCAUUUGUGUACAAACCUGCCAAUUGUAGUUAUUUUAUUUGUAAAGCCAGUAAUUAUAAUUCUUUUCAAUUGUUACCAACUUAUCUUUUUUUCUCAAGUUGCCCAACAAUUAUUUAAUUGUUUAACAGGUUUCCUAUCUAUUUAUGAACAAAACGAGAUCAUUUUUGCUUGUAACUACAUUAUUUGAAUUUUCCAGUUUGUUUGUUUGUUUUUUGUUAUUUUGGUUUGAUGAAGACUGCCUUUUGGUUUCUUUUUUUUACUUUUAUGAUACUGGCAUAUUCUUUCCUUACCAGCCAGGUCAUUUUUGUGUCACUAUGCCUUUUUUGUUUCAUUUGUCCGUAAUAAAAAUGUUA
This is a messenger RNA of Trichomycterus rosablanca, 3397 nucleotides long. RefSeq names its product TOX high mobility group box family member 2 (gene tox2). The coding region runs from base 1 to 1629 and encodes 542 amino acids. The transcript is spliced from 10 exons. Gene Ontology annotation, biological process: regulation of transcription by RNA polymerase II. The record is from RefSeq and is a predicted model, not a curated record. Lineage: Eukaryota; Metazoa; Chordata; Actinopteri; Siluriformes; Trichomycteridae. Gene Ontology annotation, cellular component: nucleus. Gene Ontology annotation, molecular function: chromatin DNA binding.